AUGGCAUCCGACCCUCUCGCCCUCUUACGGCAAAGCAUCGCCGACAGCCGGCCAGUAGAGCUCCUCACUGCGUCCAGCGAGCCAACGACUACACUCACCGACGCGGCGUCUCUCCGCUUCUCGCAGUCGUCUGGCGAGCCAGUCGUCGUCCCAAAGGAGGCGGCGACGCGGUAUGCACGCUCAGACGCACGCACCGAGUUCUACUCUGUAGGACAGCUGUGGGUCGUGUGGGAUAAGCGCGAUGCGUCCCUCAAAGACUUUAUGCAGAGCUUUACGGCGCUGGGCGUGGGCAAUGUGCCGAUCGCGGACCGUCGUGCCGUGCAGUCGUACCUGGCGGGCGAGAGCGAUGGGGGCGCACGUGUAGGAGAGGGAAAGGCACCUGUGCCAGAAGCUGGUCCUAGCCGGCCAGUAGCGCCGAAACGCAAGUAUGAGGUUAACGCGGCGGAUCUCGACUUUUGCAAGAAGCUGCGAGCGGAGGAGAUUGAGCUUCGCGAUCGCAAUACCGUGCUGCGCGUGGCGGGGACGGGCAAGGUUAACAACUUUGAGCAGUUUGUCAAGGGGGUCAUGAGCGACAAGAUCCGAGCACUGCGCAAGAGCUUUGACGGGCGCAGUGCUGCGCCUGCACCAUCAGCGGCGCCAGUUGAUGUGAACCGCGCACGCAAGCACAAGCAGUCGCAUCCCAUCAUUAUGAUCUCAUCCUCACCAACGUCGCUCAUCACAAUGUGGAACGUGAAGCAGUUCCUCGAGGAGGGCGUGUUCGAGUCGAGCGACGUAGCCCGCGCAAACGAGAUGCGCGAAGGCAACAUGCACGUGGCGGACAUUGUACGCGUCCUGCGCAAGCGACAGGGCCCGACCGGCGAGACGACGACAGAGUACCGCGUAGUGGACAGUGUCGACGGUCUGCAAAAGUGCGGACAGGACCCUUGGGACCGCGUGAUCUGUGUUGUCACCACGGGUCAGGCAUGGCAGUUCAAGCCGUACAAAUGGGUCGAUCCGCGGAUGCUCUUCCGGCACGUCAAGGGCAUCUACUUUCAGUGGCAUAAUGAGAGCGCCAACCCAGCCGUGCGGGACUGGAACGUGACUGAGAUGAGGAUCGACCGGAACCGCCGACACACGGACCGACAGGUGGUCGCCGAGUUCUGGCGCAACCUCGACACCUUCCGGCGCAGGUAA
Messenger RNA from Cutaneotrichosporon cavernicola, 1173 nucleotides. RefSeq lists its product as uncharacterized. The coding region runs from base 1 to 1173 and encodes 390 amino acids. The transcript has 5 exons. Gene Ontology annotation, biological process: positive regulation of transcription elongation by RNA polymerase II; transcription elongation by RNA polymerase II. The record is from RefSeq and is a predicted model, not a curated record. Gene Ontology annotation, molecular function: RNA polymerase II complex binding. Gene Ontology annotation, cellular component: Cdc73/Paf1 complex. Lineage: Eukaryota; Fungi; Basidiomycota; Tremellomycetes; Trichosporonales; Trichosporonaceae.